UCUCCCUCUCUCUACAGAACUACUCAUAAUACUCUCUGCAAGUAAAAAUGGCUAAGGUUCUGAGUGUGUUGGUGGCAGUACUGUUCAUUGUAUGCAGUAGUAGUUUAUUAGUUAACGUAUCAUGUCAAGAUGAAGGUGAUUAUGGUGAAGCAGGUAGAGGUGGAACUGGGAAAGAACUAGUACCAGCUUUCUUCAUAUUUGGAGACUCUCUGAUUGAUAAUGGGAAUAACAAUAACUUGCCUUCAUUUGCUAAGGCUAAUUAUUUUCCGUAUGGUAUUGAUUUUAAUGGAGGUCCUACUGGUAGAUUUUCUAAUGGUUUAACCAUGGUUGAUGUCAUCGCUCAACAAUUGGGCCUACCGUUGAUUCCUUCGUUCUCACAAGCUUCACCUGACCAAGCACUUCAUGGUGUCAACUACGCUUCUGCUGCUGCUGGAAUCCUUGACAUAACCGGCCGUAACUUUGUCAGCCGAAUACCAUUCGAUCAACAGAUCCGUAACUUUCAGACCACGCUCGAUCAAAUCACAGAUAAUCUUGGAGCAGAUGAUGUUGCAACUGCUAUUGCCAAAUGCUUGUUUUUUGUGGGAAUGGGGAGUAAUGACUAUCUUAACAACUACCUUCUUCCUAAUUACGCAACUAGUCGGCAGUACAAUGCUCAGCAAUAUGCUACUUUCUUGGUUCAACAAUAUACUCGGCAGUUAACCACCCUUUACAAUCUCGGAGCUAGAAGAUUCAUAAUCUCCGGAGUAGGAUCAUUGGGUUGUAUUCCAAGUAUUCUUGCUCAAGGCGAUGGUGAAGGAUGUUCCGAUUCAGUGAAUCAGUUAAUUAUUCCUUUCAAUACAAAUGUCAAGACAAUGAUGAACAGACUCAACGCAAAUCUUCCUGGUGCUAAGUUUAUAUACCUCGACAUUUACAAGAUGUUCCAGAAUAUCUUGACUAACCCUAGAGCUUAUGGUUUUACUGAGGUGAACAAAGGGUGUUGUGGAAUUGGGCGUAACAAAGGGCAGAUAACAUGUUUACCAUUUCAAACACCAUGUGCCAACAGAAAGCAGUAUGUGUUCUGGGAUGCAUUUCAUCCAACUGAGGCUGUCAACAUAAUUCUUGGGAAACAAGCUUUCAGUGGCAAAAAUGAUGUUGUUUAUCCUCUCAACAUUCAACAACUUGCUGCUCUUGAUCUUGAUCAGCCCUAAUUAUUAGCAGCUCCUCUAUAUAGAUAUGUUGUCACACUCUUUCUUGAAAUUAGUGGUAACCUUAAUAUGAAUGUGGCCGGGUCGGCGUACUGAUGCACUAUUUUAUACUUUAAAGAAUAUAUUAUCCUUUUGAUGCGGUUCUAAUUAAUACUCCGUUCGUACCACAUAUAUAGGCAUGAGUGACCAAUUCUAUUA
Messenger RNA from Papaver somniferum (opium poppy), 1382 nucleotides. RefSeq names its product GDSL esterase/lipase At1g71691-like. Gene Ontology annotation, molecular function: hydrolase activity, acting on ester bonds. The transcript has 5 exons. The record is from RefSeq and is a predicted model, not a curated record. The coding region runs from base 48 to 1187 and encodes 379 amino acids. NCBI's taxonomy places the organism in Eukaryota, Viridiplantae, Streptophyta, Magnoliopsida, Ranunculales, Papaveraceae.